GUUUAGUAAUUGGGUAGCUCAGUAAUUUUGAUUUGGAGCAGAGAGUAACAAAGCCAGGCCAAGGAGUUAAGUUCAUCCGUAGAGCCGUAGGUAGGUGUGAAUGGAAGGGGGUGAGUCUGGGGCUUUGAGGCGCUGAUAGGUGGAGUCGUGGCAGGAGGCAGAGCCGGGGGAAGUAGGACUCGGGAGCAAGGCAAGCUGCUAUAGGUGGAGUGAGGUGUCAUUAAUGGGUGAGGAGGAAGAGGGAGGAGUGUGACUUUAACCUCCAGGCUACCAGACGUUUCACUGGGGUGUAGGGAGAGGUAGGGUUAAGGUACUGGGGAAGCGCUAGGAGGGAAGAAAUACUUCCAGGGAGGGGUAGACAUUUUUGAGAAGGAGACAUUUAUCUGUACAGGAUUUCAGAAGACGAGUCACUCACGGGAAUCUCUGGCUUUGCGUCUUGGGUCUGCCUAGGGAGAAGUACUUACUCUCCCUCGCCCCUUGGAGAGAACGCGCGGACCUGCGCCUGCGCGCGGCCGCAUGCUCGCUGGCUGGCUCUCUAUCUCCAGCCUCUCUCUGUCACUCUCUCUGUCAAUCUCUCUCUCUUAACCCCGCCUUUUCCGGCAGCCCUUGUGGGCGUGGUGGCGCUGGCAAGAUGGCGGCGCCCGAAGCGUUGAUACUUCCGGAGAAACCCAGCCACAAAAAAUACAGGGCCGCCCUGAAGAAGGAGAAACGAAAGAAACGACGUCAGGAACUUGCCCGAUUGAGAGACUCAGGUCUCUCACAGAAGAAGGAGGAAGAAGAGAAGGAAGCUAUUAUUGAACAACAACAACAAGAAGAAGAGAAACUGUUGGAGAUACAGAGGCAAAAGUUACAUGAGGAGUGGUUGCUGCGGGAGCAGAGGGCACAAGAAGAAUUCAGAGUAAAGAAGGAAAAGGAAGAGGCGGCUAGAAAACGGCAGGAAGAACAGGAGAGAAAGUUAAAGGAAGAAUGGGAGGAACAGCAGAGAAGAGAGAAAGAAGAGGAGGCGCAGAAGCUGCAGGAGAAGAGAGAAAGAGAGGAGGCUGUACAGAAGAUGCUGGAGCGGGCUGAGAAUGAGUUGGAAAAUGCUGCCACAUGGCAAAACCCAGAACCACCCACAGAGUUAAGAAUAAUGGAGAAAGACCGAGCUAACUGUCCAUUCUACAGUAAAACGGGAGCUUGCAGGUUUGGAGACAGGUGUUCACGUAAACACAAUUUCCCCACGUCGAGCCCCACGCUCCUCGUUAGAAGCAUGUUCACAACGUUCGGAAUGGAGCAGUGCAGAAGGGAUGACUAUGACCCCGACGCCGGCCUGGAGUACAGCGAAGAGGAGACCUACCAGCAGUUCCUGGACUUCUACGAGGACGUGCUCCCCGAGUUCAAGAACGUGGGGAAGGUGAUCCAGUUCAAGGUCAGCUGCAACCUGGAACCUCAUCUGAGGGGCAAUGUGUAUGUUCAGUACCAGUCGGAAGAGGAAUGCCAAGCAGCCCUUUCUCUGUUCAAUGGACGAUGGUAUGCAGGACGACAGCUUCAGUGCGAAUUCUGCCCGGUGACCCGGUGGAAAAUGGCAAUUUGUGGUUUAUUUGAAAUACAACAGUGCCCAAGAGGAAAACACUGCAACUUUCUUCACGUGUUCAGAAAUCCCAACAAUGAAUUUUGGGAAGCUAAUAGGGACAUCUACCUGUCUCCAGAUCGGUCUGGCUCUUCCUUUGGCAAGAACUCAGAGAGAAGAGAGAGGAUGGGCCACCAUGACGAGUACUAUGGCAGGCCCAGGAGGAGGAGAAGCCCCAGUCCACCCCGUUCCUACAAAAGGAAUGGGGAAGCUGAGAGGAAAAGGAGAAGUAGCCACAGGGAGAAGAAAUCUCACAAACACACGGCAAAAAGUCGUGAAAGGCACAGUUCACGAAGUAGAGAAAGAAAAAGGGACCGCAGCCGGGGCCGGGGCAGCCAGAGCAGGAGCCGCCGGAGCCGGAGUCGGACCCGGAGCCGGAGCCCCAGCCCCACUAGGUCCAGGAGUCGUGGCCGGAGGAGGUCAGGUAGCAGAGACAGAACUAUUCAUAGUCCCAAAUCCAAAUAAACUGAUUUUGUUUUGAAAUGAUUGCAUAUCUUAUUUAUUACGGCUGCUGCAUAAGGGCUCUGAAUUUAAAUGGGUUAGCAAGUCUGGCAGAAAACCCUAUGUCAUCUGCAAAUCUUAAAAAUACUUAUUCUUUGGUAAUUUAUAUGCUGAAAUGUAUAAACAUGAAUAUUGCUUGUAAUUCUAAACCUAACAGAUAAGUGGUUAAGCCCUGGCUGGGGUGGCUCAGUUAGUUGGGUGUCCUGCAAACCGACAGAUCGCCAGUUCAAUUCCCAAUUAGGGCACAUGCCUGGGUUGUGGGCCCAGUUCCAGUUGGGGACG
Messenger RNA from Phyllostomus hastatus (greater spear-nosed bat), 2392 nucleotides. It is a transcript of the gene ZRSR2, whose product is annotated as zinc finger CCCH-type, RNA binding motif and serine/arginine rich 2. Bases 632 to 2074 code for a protein of 480 amino acids. The record is from RefSeq and is a predicted model, not a curated record. The transcript has 11 exons. Gene Ontology annotation, cellular component: spliceosomal complex; U2AF complex. Lineage: Eukaryota; Metazoa; Chordata; Mammalia; Chiroptera; Phyllostomidae. Gene Ontology annotation, molecular function: metal ion binding; pre-mRNA 3'-splice site binding. Gene Ontology annotation, biological process: mRNA splicing, via spliceosome.